UUUAAAGCCGGAGAAGAAGAGUGAGCGAUUUGAUACACGGCACACGAAUCGACUACAUCGUCCAGUAAUUGGUUUGGAGACACUACAUUUCCACAAUGAGUCGUUCAUACAACGAUGAAUUGCAGUUUUUGGACAAGAUUGACAAGACGUGUUGGCGAAUCAAAAAGGGAUUCGUCCCAAACAUGCAGGUGGAGGGAGUCUUCUACGUCAACGAAUCGCUGGAGAAGCUGAUGUUCGAGGAGCUGAGAAAUGCAUGUCGUGGCGGAGGUAUUGGUGGAUUUCUGCCUGCCAUGAAGCAGAUCGGCAAUGUGGCAGCUCUGCCAGGAAUCGUGCAUAGAUCUAUAGGCCUGCCUGAUGUUCACUCCGGAUAUGGUUUUGCGAUUGGAAAUAUGGCUGCUUUCGACAUGAGUGACCCUACAGCAGUCGUCUCCCCAGGUGGUGUCGGAUUUGACAUUAAUUGUGGUGUGCGUCUGCUGAGAACCAACCUGGAUGAAGGAGAUGUGCAGCCGGUGAAGGAACAGCUGGCUCAGGCUCUAUUUGACCACAUCCCUGUAGGAGUGGGGUCCAAGGGAGUCAUUCCCAUGAGCGCCAAAGACUUGGAAGAGGCCCUGGAGAUGGGGGUGGACUGGUCUCUGAGGGAGGGCUAUGCCUGGGCCGAGGACAAAGAGCACUGCGAAGAGUACGGCAGAAUGCUACAGGCUGACCCAAACAAGGUUUCCUCCAAGGCCAAAAAGAGAGGACUGCCACAGCUUGGGACGCUGGGAGCAGGGAAUCACUAUGCUGAGAUCCAGGUGGUGGAUGAGAUCUACAAUGACUAUGCAGCCAAAAAGAUGGGCAUUGACCACAAGGGCCAGGUGUGUGUGAUGAUCCACAGCGGGAGUCGUGGGCUGGGACAUCAGGUGGCCACAGAUGCCUUGGUAGCCAUGGAGAAAGCGAUGAAGCGUGACAACAUUGUCGUAAAUGACCGCCAGCUCGCUUGUGCCCGCAUCAGUUCUCCUGAAGGUCAGGACUACCUGAAGGGCAUGGCAGCUGCAGGCAACUACGCCUGGGUCAACCGCUCCUCCAUGACCUUCCUUACACGCCAGGCCUUCUCCAAAGUGUUCAGCACUACACCUGAUGAUCUGGACAUGCAUGUGAUCUAUGACGUGUCCCAUAAUAUUGCUAAAGUAGAGGAGCACAUGGUGGACGGUAAACAGAAAACACUGCUGGUGCAUCGUAAGGGCUCAACACGGGCUUUUCCUCCUCAUCACCCCCUCAUUGCCGUAGACUACCAGCUGACCGGUCAGCCUGUGUUGAUUGGUGGCACAAUGGGAACCUGCAGUUAUGUGUUAACAGGCACCGAGCAGGGCAUGACUGAAACUUUUGGCACCACCUGCCAUGGCGCCGGUCGAGCGCUGUCCCGAGCUAAAUCCCGCAGGAAUCUAGACUUUCAGGACGUUUUGGAUAAACUGGCUGACAUGGGCAUUGCCAUCAGAGUGGCUUCACCAAAACUGGUCAUGGAGGAGGCCCCAGAAUCCUACAAAAAUGUAACAGAUGUGGUGAACACGUGCCAUGACGCUGGCAUUAGCAAGAAGGCCAUCAAACUUAGACCCAUUGCUGUAAUUAAGGGUUAAACAUGAGCUACCACUAAAUGGUUUAACUGACAGAUCACGCCCUUGGGCAAAUAAACAGAUCGGAUGAUUUGGGAACAUGGAUGGAUGGGGGGCUGUUGUUGAAGUGGAUGUACAUUCUUUGUAGAGGCAAGACUUUUGCAUACAUGUGCAUCAUGCUGUGUGGAGAGAAACUUGAUCAACAAAUUUGAAAAUGUUGAUUUUUUUUUUGUUUGUUUUUUUUGGCCUAAUAGCUUAACUGUUCUAAAAACUUGUAGCUAAAAUGUAUUUUCUUUUGAGAUGAUAUGAAAAAAAAAAAAAUAAAGCACCAAUGAUGUGACAGUAGCACUGCAAAAGUA
Molecule: messenger RNA, 1948 nt
Organism: Hemibagrus wyckioides
Lineage: Eukaryota; Metazoa; Chordata; Actinopteri; Siluriformes; Bagridae
Gene: rtcb
Product: RNA 2',3'-cyclic phosphate and 5'-OH ligase
Exons: 12
Coding region: 96-1613 (505 amino acids)
Biological process (GO): tRNA splicing, via endonucleolytic cleavage and ligation
Cellular component (GO): tRNA-splicing ligase complex; nucleus
Molecular function (GO): RNA ligase (ATP) activity
Source: RefSeq, a predicted model, not a curated record